This is a messenger RNA of Bombyx mandarina (wild silkworm), 5514 nucleotides long. RefSeq lists its product as uncharacterized. The record is from RefSeq and is a predicted model, not a curated record. Lineage: Eukaryota; Metazoa; Arthropoda; Insecta; Lepidoptera; Bombycidae. Gene Ontology annotation, biological process: positive regulation of transcription by RNA polymerase II. Gene Ontology annotation, cellular component: nucleus.
AAUACGGUGGCGAGCGCUUUGUAAUUUCAGUUAAAAUUAAAUAUUUGUAAAUGAAUGAAAUAAAUAUUUGGUUAAAAUUCCUUUUCUACAAUGUUAUAACUUUACGGAAAAUUUUACUAUUUGUCUAAAUUGUGAAUUAAAGUGUAAUAUAUAACUAAGUUCUGAAAAAGUUUUCGAGGUCUCAUAGGCAACCAAGUAGUGAAGGGUUUAAGAACCAAAAGUGCUGGUUACUUUGGUGCCUAUAACAUGAUAUGUAGCAUUUCUUCAUUAUGAAUGGAGAAAUAAAUGGAAUUAUGGAUAAAUCAUUAGAUUCACCUGCAGACCUAUCUAACAUACAAGAUGACCAUAAGAAUUCAGAUGCUAAAGAUGAUCAUGAUGACACUGAAAGUGAUAGUAGUACCAAUGUGGAAGGUAGUGUAUUGAUAACUCAAAGUAUUACGGUAGAUGAUGGUUCUUCCAUUGAAACCAAAACUAAUAGUGAUUCCGAGCAGUCUGACAGCAACAGUAUUCAUAAUAAUGAUGAUAAGAUAAUACUUGUACGUGAAGCUGGUACUGUAAAAAUGGCCAUCCAAGAUGAUAACUGUGUUACUGCAGAAAAUGAAUGUGGAAACAGCAAUGACUCUUAUACUGGUUCAGAAACCAGUUCACAGGCUAAGUCUAUAGAGCAACUCAAAAUCACCAGUAUUGAUAUAAAAUAUAAUUAUACAGGAAAAGACACUUCAAAUAGUUGUGACAAUACACAAAACUCAGAUAAUACAGAGGAAUCAUCAGAUGAUUGUUCUGAGCCUAAAGCAGAUGAUGCAGUAAGCAUCAACUCUGACUCUGGCGAUGAUGGAUCUUCACAGGGAAGUGACAAUAAACUUAAAAGAACAGAGGUAAUCUUGAUAGAUAAUGAUAGGUCAGAUACACAAAAUGGGAAUUCACAUGAUGCUCACAGUCCAGAAGUCCAUGAAAUAGAAAGUGAUAAUGAUGAAACAUUUACUGAACCAGUAGUAGAAAAACCAAAAUCAAAUACAAAUAAUAGCAAAACAGUUCUUAGAAGAAGCAGUAGAACAAUAAAGAGGAGGAAAUUCAGUGAUGAAAUAGAAAAUGGUGAUGACUCAGAAGUGGAAGAAAUAGAAAUGCUGGAUCCUUUACGGCAUAAAAUGAGACCAAUAGUCAUCAAUGAUACUAAAACAUUGGUUGAGAUGGCAGCAAAACAUACAAAGGCAAGUCAGAAUGACAAUAAGAAGAAAGAACCAACAGUUGUUAUAAUUGAUACACAUGCUAACAAGCAAACAAUAAACAAAACACAACCUUCAAUUAAUUCUACAAAUGCUCAAACUUUAUAUCAGAAUAUGAUUGCUCGUGGAACUACAGUUACCCCUGUUAGUAGUAAAAGUAAUGCAACAAACAAUAAUAGCUCCUCACAGACUCAAACAAUUCUACCCUCACUUACAGAUGAUAUGUAUGUGGUUGAAGCACCAUCUUUUAUUGUACCAUACGUGUACGAAAAACCCUCUUUGCAACCUUUUAGAGAAUUUGUAGACAUAUUAGGUAAAGAGCUAGAAGAACAAAAAGCCAAAGAAGACAAAGAGCGAUUAGAAAAAAAUAACAAAGAGAAAGAGAAAAGAGCCAAGGAAAUGCAUGAAAAAAUAACCAAAGGAGAAGAAGAAGUAGAGGAAUCUGAAGAAGAUGUGGAUAUGGAGAAAAAGAAGAAAACUGAAAAAAGAGAGCGACGAAGGCAUGGGAAUGAUGAUGAUGAUGCAUCUUGGGAUGGUGAGUCAUCUUCAGAGUCUGAAGAUGAUGUAAUUAGUGAUGAAGAAGAUAAAAUUCUCAAAGAUAAAGUUGAUCCAAUAGAUGAUAUCAAGGAUGUGACUGAUAUAGUAACUGACAAAACCGUUGGUAAAUCUGAGAGCUACUUUGAUUGUUCACUAGGCAAAUUUUUUAUGGAUAUUGGUUACAACCUUGUUCAAGAAUUUGUACAAAGUGAUUUGCUCAAACAGCAGAACCGUAAAUUAAACAGGGAAAAGAAAUCUGGCCAUAGCACAAAGGCUACCGAAUCAUCAAUAGCAUCGCUCAUGAAAAAUUUGGAAUUAAGCAAAGAAAAUAAUGCACCUUAUGCUUAUCUGCAGAAUAAAUGUCAAUUUUGCACCUUUAAGACUGAGUCUACCCUUGUAAUGGCCAAUCAUUUAGAAACACCUCACAUGAAAAAUAAUUUGUACAAGUGUAACUUUUGUGAAUUUGAAAUUCGAAGCCCACAUGAUAUUUUGAGGCAUAUGAAAGCUGAGCAUAAUAUUGUAGGUAAAUUAGAAAAAGCUCCAUCUUAUCACGAGUGUCCUAAUUGCCCGUUUGAAGAUAAUGGUAAGGGUAAAUUAGCUCGUCAUCAAAUACCUUGUGCUAAAAAAUUUAAACCAGCUAUCAAUUUAUCACCACCAAUUGAAUGGGAGCCCCCAGCAAAAAUACCAAAGAUAACAAAAUCGCGUAGUAAUGUGAUGGGCCCGUAUCAAAACCAGUUUAACCGCCAUGUUGGUAAUAAUAUUAACAGGCCAAUGUCAGUAACAAAUAUGGCACCAGGAGGCAGUUUCCGCCCUCGAGGUAGAGCACCAUUGUCAAUGCCUCCUCGGGGCGCACCCAUACCUGUUCAUGGAGCUCCUAUUAUACGUGGAGGUGUUAUGAUUAGGCAUAAUUCUCCUGCUGCUUCUUCAAAUUAUCCGACAAAAAAUAAGCCAGGGCAGCAGCCAUCUAUAUCGAUAACGCCCUUGCCACGGCAACCGCAACCUGCACAGGCAGUUCAGAAUGUGCAGGCAUCAAAAGGCUCGUUUGUGAUUUGCGAGAUCUGUGAUGGUUACAUAAAAGACCUAGAGCAAUUGCGAAAUCAUAUGCAAUGGAUUCACAAAGUUAAAAUUCACCCAAAAAUGAUCUACAACAGACCACCACUGAACUGCCAGAAAUGUCAAUUUAGGUUUUUCACUGACCAAGGUUUGGAACGACAUUUAUUAGGCUCGCAUGGUCUUGUUACUAGUUCUAUGCAAGAAGCAGCAAAUAAAGGCAAAGAUGCAGGCCGAUGUCCAGUUUGUGGCAGAGUAUAUCAAUGGAAACUUCUUAAUCAUGUUGCUCGUGAUCACAAUCUAACAUUAAAGCCAGCACAUUUGUCUUAUAAAUGUACCGUGUGUACUGCCACAUUCGGAAUGUAUAAACUGUUCGAGAACCAUGUUUAUUCAGCUCAUAGUGUAGUUGCAAAACGCGUUAUGGACAAAAACAAAAAUAAUACACCAUCUGCCAAAGCUUCAGCAAACAACGACUCACUCUUGAAACCCUUGAAGAUAAAUGAUGAGAUUACUAUUAUCCCACAGCCAGUUAAAGCAAGUGCUGCUAAUUGUGCUAAAGAUAAAUAAGGAAAUAAAGCAGAACUACUGCAACAGGCUUGCCGUUAACUUCAUAUCAUUUUAAGAUAGUCUCAUCAUAUGAAUUCUUGGGAAAUUAUAAAUAUUGAACUCUGAUUUUUAGUGUACAUUCCUAAAACAUUAAAUAAUAUACAAAAUAGGAUAAGAUACUAAAAUGUACUGUGUAAGUUAUGGCCAGGAGACUGGUUGCACAAAUAGAUUAUAAAAAAAUAUUAUGUAUGUAGUUUUAUACAUAACUAUGUAGAGUUCCAAUGGAACAACACACACUGCCGAGGCUUACAAAGUCAGUGAUAUAUUAAACAAGUUUUACACAACUGUUGGUGUCCAAUAUCGAUUUUAUAGUAUUUGUACAUUCAAUUAUAAACAAAAUUAUAUAAUUAGAUUGUCCUUAUAACAAACUUAAACAUGGAAGAAUUAAAGCAAAUAAAUGUAUUAAAUGGAAGUAAUAUAUUAUAUGGUAGAGUAGGCCUGGUUUAUAACACUGAAUUUUACCACUAAGUUUAUUCAAAACACAGAUAUUCUUAUCAAUGUUGUUUAAGAGUUAUUAAUUCUAUAAUAAGAAUGUUAAAAGAGAUUAUAACAAAAACAGGUUUCUAUAUUGUCAUUAUGUAAACUGUAAAGGUAAAUAAUUUGACCAGAACAUAAUAUUGAAAUAAAAACGAAAAGUACAAUACGGUCCAUGUGCCUCAUACUCUUAAGAAAUCAUAAGAAAUAUAGUUUGGAAUGUAUACUAAUUCUUGGAGCUUAUAGAACAUUUUUUAAUAAGUGCUAAAUAUACCUCAACGGAUUAUUAGUUUUUGAGAUAAUAUAUUGAAUUUGUUUUAUUGUAAUAAAAAAUUUAAAACUUUGGUUUAAUGAUAAGUAUUGGUAAUUAAGUGUAGUUGAUAACUGAUCAUCUACACAUAUGCAAAUUGUAAUGUUACUGAGGUAGCUCAGCAUGUGUGAACUUACAAAUAUUAGUGAAUGUUACAGAUUAGAUUAUAUACAAGUCUGUUCCAGACUGUAAUUUUGAAGUAUUAAAAUGGAAAAUUUAAGUACUAUGCAAAGCACGGUUUACCCUCUUAUUAUUUAAAAUACAUAUUUUGUAUAUUGUGUCCACAUAUUUUUGUAGAAGAUAGUAAUUAAGGUUACAAUGAUCUUAGCAUUCACGAUUAUAUUAAUGUUCUUGAUAAUAUUCUAAUGUUCUGAAUUUCUUGAAAUGUAACUUUAGCCUUCUACUACAUGUUCCUUUGGUGUGAUAACUUCACAAUUAAAAAGACAAGAUACGUAUUGAAAUCUAUUCAACACGAAUAUAUUAAUAAAGCGUGUUCUACUUACGUGAUUUGCAUAUUAAAUCAUAAUAAAUGUACCAAAGCUAAGUUUUCGCAGCUUAAGAAUCAGCAAAUCAAAUAACUUUCCAAAAUCAUAGAUGUUUCUUUUCAAAUUCGACAAAGCAUGUUUUUCUUUUACGAUUAAUCUGAUCACGCGGACUAAUAAGCAUUAUCAUUCGCCUACAGGAGCUUGUGUGCUAUCCUAUACUAUGUAGCAGCCAAGCCUGGUUCUUACAAACACGUAUUAAAUGAUAUGGAUAAUGACAAUUUAUCAGAACUGUUUUUAAUUUAUAGAUGGAUAUUUUAUUAAAAUGAAAUAUAUACAUACAUCAGUACUUUGAAACAAAAUUAAAAUUUUAGUUUAUCCCGCUAAAUGGUCAAAGUCGUCAUCUGCAAUUCGCUACAUUCUUCAGAAGCCGUAGUGUGAAUCUUUGUUGAUACUCUAUAGCUUUGAUAAAGUCUCAACUAUUUUAGUCUCGUAAACGGCGCCAUCUAGUGUUUUUUUUUAUUGCCCUUGUAGGCAGACGAGCAUACGGCGCACCUGAUGGUGAGUGCCUCGUUUGAAGAAGAUCAAGGGAGACAUAAAUAUUCUUAUUUCAUGUAAGCUUCUGAUUACUUCAGCGCCAUUGGAAUAGUUUCCGAAGCGGGUACUAAUGUUAAAUCAACUGAUGUCUCUUUUUUUAUUCAUAUAAUUCAUUUUUAUCGUUCAACAUAAUUUCAAUCUUCAUCUAUACAUAUAAAUAAAAUUAGGGUGUCUGUUUGUAAUAUUGAAAUAACCGCUUUUUACUACAUGCAUAUGAAUAUAUAUACGGUACAUA